AUGGUGGAUAGUAUUGGUUAUGCACAGACUGAGUCAGGUGCAAAGAAGCAGCAAAUUAGCAUGAUGUUGCGUGAUCACAGCAACAACAUGUUGAACUGUACUCUGUGGGAAUCAUACGCGGAUCAGUUCAUCAAGUUUAACAAAGUUAGGGUUGCUGCAUCACUACCUACAGUUGUGUUGCUUCAGUAUGCCAAAGUGAAGGAAGAAGGAAAGUAUCCUCUGUCUGUGACAAACACCUACAAUGUGACCCUUUUAUGUGUUGAUGCUGAUUUUCCGAUCAUGAAAGACUUUAUUGAUAGAAUGCCUGAGGAGAGCAAGGUAACCCUCUCUGACCAACUUGGAGGGAAUUCCCAAUAUUCCUCCCAAAGUUCUGAAAAUCAACAACUCACUCCUGUGCAAAAAUUGUUCUCAAAGGCUGUUGUUUUGCCUAUUGCUGAGAUUAUUCAACUUACGGAUGUUACAUUUUGCGCUACUGUCGCUACAACAAAAUUAUUAGUAGCAUCUCCGUUUGGAUGGUUCUAUCGUGCCUGCCAUAUGUGUCAAUCUAUAGCGCGCGGGGACAGCCCCCCCUUUGAGUGUGAAGCUGGUCAUGAAACCAUGGCUGAAGUCCUUAGGUAUAAGAUUGAAAUUGAGGUUACUCACGGGGGCCAAAGCUGCAAUUUUGUCUUCUGGAACAGAGAAUGUGAAAUGCUGUUGGGUUUAUCUGCAUCGCAACUUCGUAACACUAUGAUUCAGUUGUUUAAAUAG
Molecule: messenger RNA, 747 nt
Organism: Vicia villosa (hairy vetch)
Lineage: Eukaryota; Viridiplantae; Streptophyta; Magnoliopsida; Fabales; Fabaceae
Exons: 7
Coding region: 1-747 (248 amino acids)
Source: RefSeq, a predicted model, not a curated record